AUGAGGGAAAGCAUACCAGUAGAAGAAAAGCUUCUUAUAACUUUAAGGUACCUAGCUACUGGUUGUUCAUUUGUCGAUAUGCACUAUGCUUUUAAAAUUGGAAAAUUCACAGUAAGUUUAAUCGUUCAAGAAGUUUGUAAAGCAAUAUGGACACAUGCUAAACAUAUUACUUUUCCAUCGUUAACUACUGAGAAAUGGCUCCAAAUAGCCGAAGGAUUUAAGAAAAAUGCAAAUUUUCCGCAUUGCAUAGGAGCCAUCGAUGGAAAACAUAUAAGGAUGAUAAAACCGGCUAAUAGCGGCUCUAUGUUCUAUAACUACAAAAAUUAUUUUUCAAUGGUCCUUUUUGCAAUGUGUGAUAGCAAUUAUUUAUUUACAUACGCAGACGUUGGCUCAUAUGGAAAAUCUAGUGAUUCUGGAAUUUUAAAAAUUCCACUAUAUGAAUAA
This is a messenger RNA of Anoplophora glabripennis (Asian longhorned beetle), 444 nucleotides long. Its product is annotated as protein ANTAGONIST OF LIKE HETEROCHROMATIN PROTEIN 1-like. Lineage: Eukaryota; Metazoa; Arthropoda; Insecta; Coleoptera; Cerambycidae. Bases 1 to 444 code for a protein of 147 amino acids. The transcript has 2 exons. The record is from RefSeq and is a predicted model, not a curated record.